Messenger RNA from Penicillium waksmanii, 762 nucleotides. RefSeq lists its product as uncharacterized. The record is from RefSeq and is a predicted model, not a curated record. NCBI's taxonomy places the organism in Eukaryota, Fungi, Ascomycota, Eurotiomycetes, Eurotiales, Aspergillaceae. Bases 1 to 762 code for a protein of 253 amino acids. The transcript has a single exon.
AUGAAAGAGGGGAAGGAGAAGAGGGCGGUGAAAGGGGAGAAGGGGGCGAGAGAGAAGAAGGUCGAGAAGGUGAAGAAGGCAGAGAUGGCAGAGGUGGCUCUGGGGGAGCUGGUGCUGGCGGCGGUGGUGGCCUCGGGGGUGCCGGCGGGGCUGGCACUGGCGGCGCUGCUGCUGGUGGAGCAGGUGCUGGUGCUGGAGGUGAAAACAGCCAAGAAAACGGUAUUCAAAACGGGGCUGGUGGUGGCCAGGCUGGAGGCCAAAGCCAAGAAGGCCUUGGAGGAGGUGGUCUUGGAGGUGGCGGAAAUGGAGAUCAAAGUCAAGGUGGCGGUGCCGGGGGCCAACAGCAAGGUGGUCCCCUUGGAGGUGCUCUUGGAGGCGGCGACGCUGGAGGUCAGGGAGGACAAGAAGGUGGAGGCUCAGCCGGCGAAGGACAAGGAGGUGACGGUGGAGAAAGGGGGGAUGGAGGAGAUGGAAGAGGUCCAGGGGGCAGAGGUGGAGGUGGAGGUGGAGGUGGAGGGGAAGGCAAUGGAGAUGGAAGAGGAGGUGGUGGCGGCGGAGGUGGUGAUGGAAAGGGAGGAGGCCACGGAGGAGGUGGCGGCGGUGGUAGAGGUGAUGGACGCGGAGAUGGUGAUGGACGAGGAGGUGGCGAUGAUAACAAUGGUCACUCCGGUGGAAUCGGGUUUGGAUUUGGUGGAGGCGGCGGCAUCAGUUGGGAGCAUCAGAGAUGAGCUGCCUUAUGCAAAGCAAAGGGGAGACCUGUGA